CGCAGAAAGAACAGACUAGCCCUUGCAACAAAUAAAAGAAAAACAUUUGGGAGCAGACAACAUUUCUGCGAAAGUUUUCAGAAAACCCCGCGGCUUUCCCCUUCAAUCCCUCUUUUCCACUGCACAUUUCCACCUAAAAAUUUCCCAUUUUCCCUCUUUUCUUUCUUUCCCUGUCUUUUGCAUGUUCAUUUUCAUCUUCAGCCAUCUCUACCCUCCAUUGCAGCCUACAAUUUCCCCCUUUCUCUCUAAAAAAGAAAUACUUCGCCCUCUGUUAUUGCUUCCCUGAAUGUGAUUCUUCUGGGUUCUUCUUAUUUUUACGCGGUUGCUCAUAGUCUGGUGGUGGUUUACUCGCAAUCCUGCAUCUGGGUUUUCGUGGGUUGAAGAUUUCAGAUAAUAGUCAGACAAGAAGUAGGUAGAGGAAAUCUGAGUGUUUAGUCUUUGGAUUUCUAUCACGGAUGGAGUGUAACAAGGAGGAGGCUAUCAGAGCAAAGAUAAUAGCGGAACAGAGAAUGGGUAAUGGGGAUCAUGAGGGGGCACUGAGGAUUGCAUUGAAGGCCCAGAGGCUGUUCCCCGAGCUUGAGAAUAUUUCACAGAUCUUGACAGUAUGCCAAGUUCACUGCUCUGCAAAAAACAAUCUAAGUGGAUCUGAAAUGGAUUGGUAUGGGAUUCUUCAGAUUGAACAAUUUUGUGAUGAGAAUACUGUCAGGAAACAGUACAGAAAGCUUGCACUAUUACUUCAUCCUGAUAAGAAUAAGUUUGCUGGUGCAGAAGCUGCUUUUAAGCUUAUUGGUGAAGCAAAUAGGGUUCUUACAGACCAGACAAAACGUUCUCAAUAUGACAUGAAGUGCAGAGCCCAGAUGAAAGUGCCAACAAAGCCACCAUUUAAUGAUCAAUCAAAAAGAGCUGCACCAAAGCCUCCUUCUAAUCAAUCAAAGAGAGCUGCAGCAAAGCCACCCACUAAUCAAUCAAGUAGGACUCCCCAUCGUAAAAAUCAGAAUGGUUUCCCUAAUGUUUCUUCACCAUUCAUGGCUUCUAACAUUCACCAGCAGGUUAAACCAUCUUUCUGGACCUAUUGCACUGCCUGUGGUUUCAGAUACCAAUACUUGAAAGCUUAUAUGGAUAAAUUGUUGCGGUGUCAGAAUUGCAAAGCUUCCUUUAUUGCCCGUGAUCUGGGUCCUCAAGUCUUGUUGCCAGGAUUCUCUUUGAAUCAGUUUUCAUAUAAGAAAGAGGUUCCAUGUAGAUUUGCAGCAUCAGAUCCUAUGCCCAAGAAAAAGAAUGCUUCUGAUGUUUGUCAGGCAUCUACAACAGAAAAGAAAGUUGGACAUUCAUAUGCAGGGUCCGAGAGGAAUGGUGUUGAAAAGUCUCAGUCUAAUGCUGCAAAGCCACCUGAUAAUCAAUCAAGUAGGACAUUCCAUGUUAAAAAUCUGUAUUGUUUCCCAAAUGUUUCUUCUCCAUUUGUAGCUUCUAAUACUCAACAGCAGACACAACAACCAUCUUUCUGGACCUAUUGCACUGCUUGCGGUUUCAUGUUUGAAUACCCCAAAGCUUACGUUGAUGAAUUGUUGAAGUGUCAGAAUUGCAAAGCUUCCUUUAUUGCCCAUGAUCUGGGUCUUCAAGGUGUGUCACCAGGAUUCUGUUGGAGUCAGUUUCCUAACGAGAAAGAGGUUCCACAUAGAUUUUCAGGAUCAGAUCCUAUGCACAAGGAAACAAAUGCUUCUGAGGUUUGUUUGGGAUCUAAAACAAAAAUGAAAGGGGCUGGGGGGAAUGGUGUUGAAGAGUCUACGUCUAAUGCAGCAAGGCCUGGGCAAUCAGGUACUAGAAGAAAUGUCAACAGGAAGAGAGGCAGGGAAUUGUCAGAGCAAUCCAGUGAAAGUUUAGAGACUAGCAGUGCAGGUAACAAUGAUGAUGUGGAUAUUGAAAAAACUAGUGUCAAUUAUGACUGAAUGGCACGAUACCAAUUUUGGUGUUUCUGAGAAUGACUGGCAGAGAACUGUUUUGCUGUUGAUAAAGUAUGGGCUAUAAUUUACCAAACGAAGUAAGGUGCCUGUUUCUUGUGGCAAGUACAGCAAUGGAUCCUUAGGAGAAACUACUGCUGGCCUAGUGUUCUCUCAUCAGGUUGAUUUUGUAAUACGAUGUGGUAGGAGUUCUUAUGUGAUAUAUCCUAGGAAGGGGGAAACUUGGACCCUAUUCAAGGCUAGGGAUAUCAAGUGGAAUUCUGAUGCAGAAAGCAUCAACCACUGUAUCUGUAUGAUUUUGUGGACGUUGUUCCAGAUUUUGGUAAGGAAAUGGGCACUGUGGUGGCAUACUUAAGAAAAAUAAAAGGAUUUGUUAUUU
This is a messenger RNA of Rubroshorea leprosula, 2334 nucleotides long. NCBI's taxonomy places the organism in Eukaryota, Viridiplantae, Streptophyta, Magnoliopsida, Malvales, Dipterocarpaceae. The record is from the annotation of a GenBank genome assembly.